Messenger RNA from Postia placenta MAD-698-R-SB12, 993 nucleotides. RefSeq lists its product as hypothetical. The transcript has 3 exons. The annotation marks the transcript as partial. The record is from RefSeq and is a predicted model, not a curated record. NCBI's taxonomy places the organism in Eukaryota, Fungi, Basidiomycota, Agaricomycetes, Polyporales, Adustoporiaceae.
GGAUAUCCAUUAUACUCACACAAAGUAGGCACAGUAUUGCAUACCACCUACAGUUAUUGUGAACAGGAGGCAUCAAUAGGUAAGGCUUUGUGGCAUCAGGUGACAACAGCAGUCAUUCUCAGACAAAAUAUGAGACAAAAUAAGCAAAGUCCUGAUGAUGCCAAGCUUAGAAAGGCACUGGAAAAUCUACAAUACAAAUCAUGUACAGAGUCUGUCACAAUGUGCUCUGCCACAGUCCCCUGGGGAGAUGAAAAACCAAAGCUUAAUCAGCCUAGAUUCAGAAAUAUAUUUGUGAUCACAGCAUGGAAUGCAUACAGAGAUAAAAUAAAUGAGCUGGGCUGUGCAAGAUUUGCAAGGGAAACUGGACAACAACUAGUUACAUUUUACUCUGAGGACAAAUCUGCUGCUAUAGUUGAUCCUUCAAGAUCCCCCAAUAUAGUCGAGCCAGAGCUGCAGCAGAUAUUAUGGGAAUUUCCUCAUGAAUGCACUGAUAACCACCCAGGUAAACUGACUUUGUGCAUGGGUUUACCAGUCAUGAUUAAAACCAAUGAGGCAACAGAGUGCUGUGUAACCAAUGGUGCAGAAGGCAUUGUAGCUGGAUGGAAAGUCAGACCACUACCUGACAAUAGAGUGGCACUGGAUACAUUGUUUAUUAGACUUACUUCAGCACCGACCUCUAUUCAGCUGGAGGGACUGCCUGAAAAUGUGAUACCAAUUUCACACCAACCAUUAAGGAUUUUAUGCAAAAUGCUUAAUGACAAAACAUUGACAAUUCUAUGUGAUCAGGUUGCUGUGAUUCCUAAUUUUGCUAUGACAGACUUUGGCUCUCAGGGACGCACAAAACCUGACAAUGUUGUGGACUUGCAAAACUGUAAAAGUCAUCAGUCUAUAUAUAUCUGUUUGUGGAAAGGAUCUACUUAUGAUGGCAUGAUUAUUGUACAAGGCUUUGACAAGCAGAAAAUGACUGGUGGGAUUAGUGGAUCAUUAAGACAG